AUGGACACUAAAGGCUCAUUUUCCUGCGGUUUCCUCUUGCUGCUUCUCAUCCAGCUCCAGGCCAGCACAGCCAACCCCAUCUACAGCCUCAGCCCCGCCAAAGAACUGGCCAGCAUGGAGGCUCUGCUGGAGAGACUGGAGGAUAAGUUUGCACUGAUGGAAGCCCUGGAGUCCAAUCCUGACCUGCAAGAGCCCAAAACCCAGGAGGAGAUCCCACCAGAACUCAUAGAUGACACUGAUGACCAGAAGACUGAGUCCAAGCUAGCACCCAACACCCCUCUGUCCUACAGGGACCCCUUCCUCAAGAGACUGAGGGGAGUGCAGAUGCCCAGGAUGAUGAGAGAUUCUGGCUGCUUUGGGAGGAGAAUUGACAGAAUUGGCUCCCUGAGUGGAAUGGGGUGCAAUGGUUCCAGGAAGAAUUAGGACAACUUCCCUACCCGUGCUCUGAAGAAUGCUUUACAGUACCCGUUCCUCCCAAGAUGAAAGCCAGAUGCUUCCUAAACUCAUCAA
Messenger RNA from Oxyura jamaicensis (ruddy duck), 510 nucleotides. RefSeq names its product natriuretic peptide A (gene NPPA). The transcript has 3 exons. Gene Ontology annotation, cellular component: nucleus; cytoplasm; extracellular region. Bases 1 to 423 code for a protein of 140 amino acids. Gene Ontology annotation, molecular function: hormone activity; hormone receptor binding. The record is from RefSeq and is a predicted model, not a curated record. NCBI's taxonomy places the organism in Eukaryota, Metazoa, Chordata, Aves, Anseriformes, Anatidae. Gene Ontology annotation, biological process: receptor guanylyl cyclase signaling pathway; negative regulation of systemic arterial blood pressure; neuropeptide signaling pathway.